Molecule: messenger RNA, 2143 nt
Organism: Diachasmimorpha longicaudata
Lineage: Eukaryota; Metazoa; Arthropoda; Insecta; Hymenoptera; Braconidae
Product: intraflagellar transport protein 74 homolog
Exons: 2
Coding region: 1-1935 (644 amino acids)
Biological process (GO): intraciliary transport involved in cilium assembly; cilium assembly
Cellular component (GO): intraciliary transport particle B; centrosome; cilium
Molecular function (GO): beta-tubulin binding
Source: RefSeq, a predicted model, not a curated record
AUGGAGAACCACCGAGUAAAAACUGGCGUUCGACCUCCUGAACGCAGCGCCAAUCAUCGCAGUCAGGACAACGAUGACCCGAAUCGUCCCUCCUCUGAACGACUACCAACAGGAAGACCUCAGACACGUGUUGAGCGUCCGGUAUCCCGGAGAGGAGCCCAGAAUGAACCAUCACAUGAGUCAAGUAUCUAUCGAGCUCCAACUCCGGGCAAAAGUUCCAUGAGACCUCCAUCAGCUUCAGUAUACUCUGUUCGUGGAAGUACUGCAAGUGGACGAUUAAAUACACUGACAUCAUCCACAGGGAUGACCAGGUUAUACACUGGGGUUCCACCCACAGCUCAUGCCAAUUCUGGAAUGAUGGAGAGGCCAGUCACCCAGCAUGGAAUUGCAGCCAUUAGGCCUGGAACAACUCGAGGGUUAACAAGGCAAAUUCAGGAUAAAAGAUAUUACGAGAGUCUCGUGCAGAUAAAAAUCCGUGAACUGUCUCAAGAAAUAUCCACCAUAACCCGGGAGAUUGACUCUCAAAACAAGGAGCGAGCGACUUUUCUACACUACGAUGACAGAGCAAAGAACUUGGCCAGUGAAUUAACAGAAUUGCAGGGACAACUCGCCGAUUACAAUAUCGUCAUCGACAAAGUAGCUUCAAACCUGGAUAAAGAGUCAAUGGAACAAGAAGCAGCCGAUCUUCGUGCGUUGAAUGACAAAGCAACUGAAGAAAUUGAGGUACUUUUCGAACAACGACGAUCAAAAGAACGACAGCUGAGGCAAAUGGAAGAAAAAAUUCAAUCAGAAGAGCAAAAAGAGGACAGAAUUGUUGAGGAAAUGAGUUUGGAUGUUCGUAAUAAAUACGAAAAUUUUAAAAGUAUGAGAAACGAAUUGGAGGAUGAGGUAUCUCAAAUGCAGAAAAAUAUCGAUCUCCUUUCAACCGAAAAACAAAGUCUACAAGAGCAGAUAGCUCUGUCUCAGGUUAAACAAGAAGCUGUAAAGCUUCGGGUGAAAAUUUCUGACGUUGAAGAGAAACGUCGCCGAUUGCAGGAGGAGCAGAAGAACAAAUUGUCACCGGAAGAGGAACGAGAAAAAUUAUUGACAAAAGUUAAACAGGAUAAUAUGGAUAUAGCAGCUGCUGAGAAAAGGAUAAACGAAGCGAAGAAACAGAUUAAUCAGAUUGAGCAUGAGAUGGAGCAGUUGGAGAUGGACAUAGAGGAAAAUCAUUCAGAGAAACAAGUAAAGUAUAAUGAAUUACGAAAAAGGGAAGAGGCUAUCGAACAGUUUAUGCCCACAUUCGAGCAAAAUAAAGCUGACGAGAUUAAUAAAAUAGCCAAUACCGAAGUGGAGAUCGUUGAAAAAUUGAAGAGAUUAGCUUAUGCUGUGGAUAAUGAGUCGGGACAAUUUGGAAUGGACGAAAUGACGCUCUUGGAUAUCUGUUCAAAUGAGGAAAAUGAGGAUCAAAGUUUUGACAGUCUUUGCAAACAGCAUUUGAAAUUGCAACAGGCUGGGAAAAAAAUGCAAGCUUUAGAGGAGAAAUUGAAAGCUGAAUUAGUGAAAUUAGUUGACAGAAUUAAAAUUAAUGAAACUGAACUCAUUGUCCUGGAGGAUUUAGAUGGGCUUAAAACACGAUCUCAAAUGCAAUAUGAAGCAUUAGAGACUCGAAAAGAAGAGCUGAAGAAACAACUACCACAUGUGGAAACGGAGUUAAGUUCAGUGAGAAAAGAACAUCAAAUUUUAAAACGAGAGUUAGAUAUGAAUGAUAUUUAUAUACAAAUAAGUGCGUUGGAGGAAAAACAUGAAAAAUUAAAGAACGGCAAUGAGAAUUUAAAAAAUUUUAUUGAUAAAGGUAACAACAGGGUAGAUUAUUUAUCUUUGAGAGAAAAAGCUCUUUCAUUGACUAAAAUUUACAAUGAGUUUCUUUCGAGGAACCCUAAGUCCGUCUAUUAAUUCAUAAAGUGAUUGUAUUAAUUUUAAUUUAUGUGUAGUGGGUUUGUUAGCAAUGAGUUUUGCUUGCAAUUGGAAUUGGUCUGCUCUUUUAAUGUAUUAAAAAGGAUGAAAAAAAGUUGUUCAAUUUUAAAUUCAUUAGAUAAUGAAUGAAUUUCAAUUUUAACAACUGACUUAGUGUUGUUCGCAUUUGUUAAUUAGAUAGUUUAAC